Molecule: messenger RNA, 1406 nt
Organism: Drosophila biarmipes
Lineage: Eukaryota; Metazoa; Arthropoda; Insecta; Diptera; Drosophilidae
Gene: tomboy40
Product: mitochondrial import receptor subunit TOM40 homolog 2
Exons: 1
Coding region: 129-1154 (341 amino acids)
Biological process (GO): protein import into mitochondrial matrix
Cellular component (GO): mitochondrial outer membrane translocase complex; mitochondrial outer membrane
Molecular function (GO): transmembrane protein transporter activity
Source: RefSeq, a predicted model, not a curated record
UUUUGUUUUCAAAAUUAUUUUUAAGUUUUGUCAUUACAUACAAGUUUAAAAGUCGGAAAAGAAAUACAUUUCACUUGAAACAGUUUCCCAAAAAUUUAUAUUUGCAUUCUAACGCUCAUCUUUCGAAAAUGGGUAACGUGAUGGCGUCCACUGAAAGCGUAGGGUCCCCUCGUGGUCGUGGCAAUGUGUCCUCCGGAUUUGUCAAGCAGGAGGUGUGUAGCAGCUCAGAAAACGGAAUGCCGCCACACUUGGUCAAGGAGUUAGAAGUGGAGGCUAGUAAGAGUGAGCUGACAAAUCCCGGCACUGUUGAAGAACUGCACAGUCGCUGUCACGACAUACAGGCUAACACCUUCGAGGGCGCCAAGAUCAUGCUGAACAAGGGGCUAAGUAACCACUUCCAAGUAACGCACACCAUCAAUAUGAGCUUGUCGGCACCCAGUGGUUAUCGCUUUGGAGCCACGUAUGUGGGUACCAAGCAAUACGGCCCGAAUGAGGCCUUUCCAGUCCUCUUGGCUGAAAUCGAUCCAUUGGGAAACCUCAAUGCAAACGUUAUCCAUCAGCUAACCUCUCGACUGAGGUGUAAGUUUGCGUCGCAGUUUCAGGACUCAAAGUUGGUGGUAACCCAGUUUUCGGGGGACUAUCGCGGCAGGGACUAUACAUUAUCAGUGACAUUGGGAAACCCGGGCUUCUUGACGAACUCCGGUGUAAUUGUUUGCCAGUACUUACAGGCAGUCACCCAAAGUCUGGCUCUUGGAUCGGAGUUGGCCUACCAGUACGGACCUAAUGUUCCUGGACGGCAAGUAGCUGUUUUAUCGGCGGUAGGACGCUAUUCUGUCGAUGAUUCUGUGUGGUCUUGUUCUUUGGGACCUGGUGGCUUCCACCUCAGCUACUACCAGAAGGCCAGUGAUCAGCUUCAGAUCGGAGUAGAGGUGGAGACGAAUCUCCGUCUACAAGAGUCUACGGCUACGGUGGCCUAUCAAGUUGAUCUUCCCAAGGCAGAUCUGGUGUUCCGUGGCAGCCUCGAUUCAAACUGGCACAUUGCUGGCGUUCUCGAGAAACGCCUUCAUCCACUGCCGCUUUCGUUUGCCAUUAGUGGUCGGAUGAACCACAAAAAGAACAGCUUUCGGUUGGGCUGCGGGCUCAUGAUUGGAUGAAUCGUAUCCAUUCAAAUUAAAUAGAAAUUUGAAAGUCCAUUAAAACAGAAGGAUUUUAUUAAGACUAAAAAUGGGCGAGAAUACAUUAACUUUACAAGACCAUUAUACGCCAAGGUUGGCAAAUCAACCAUUCUUUGGUUUUUUGACUGUGCUUGGCUGCAAAAUUUAAAAUUUUACCGUAGAAUGUCAGCAACAGAAUAUAAAGUAUAGCAAUAAUUUGAUUUAUUUACUGACCAGCAAUAAUCAAAAAUU